AGGAAAUCACCAUAAAUCCCAACCGACCUAUUCCUCCAAAAUUCCACCAUCACCCCAUUUCCACCUUAUAGAACUCAAACAUUUUUACAGAGAGAAAAGGGAGGGGGGAGAAGAUGGGAGGGAGAUCAACAAGGGCAGGAGGGAGCAAGAAAGUAGGCAUGGAGAUAGUGAAGUUCGAUCAUCAUACUAAUAAGGUGAAAGAAGAGGUAUCUCCACCUCCUCCUCCGCCGCCGCCUCCUCAUCUCUCCGGUGCGUAUAUUCGUAGCCUCGUUAAGCAACUUACUUCUUCAAGAAACAAAGACGUCCCCGCCCCGGACGUCGACGGUGUCGAUGACAACAACGGGGAUGGAUUUGGCGAGGAGGCGUUGGUGAUCGAGGACGGGAGCUGCUGCCAGCAAUCCCCAAUUCAGCCGCAAGCAUCGGAUCAGGCGCUGGUGCAACAACAGCAGCAGCAGCAGCACAAGAAGCAAGUCAGGAGGCGGCUUCACACCACCAGGCCUUACCAAGAGAGGCUUUUGAACAUGGCGGAAGCUAGGAGGGAAAUUGUCACCGCCCUUAAGUUUCAUAGAGCUUCUAUGAAACAAUCCACCGAGCAGCACCACCACCAACGGCCACCGGUGCAGCCACAGCCACCGCAAACGGUGCUGCAGCCUCCUCCUCCACCGCCUCCGCAGUCGUCGUUCCAAGGACGGACAAAGUGUAGGAGGAAUCGCAGGGUUUACCCAUCCACCAGCGCAAGCUGCGUUGAAAGCAAUUUCUCCUACCACCCAGCAUUCACCAUCACAGGAAAUCUCAUGAAUCUCGGACUGCCUAACCAGAGACCCUUGGGAUUGAAUCUCAACAUUCAUGAUUUCACCAACUUUGAAGCAACUCUCUACCAUCAUAACCCGUCUUCGUUUUCGACAUCUCCUUCGCCCAUUCCUAACAACAAUUCAGAGGCAAUAUCAAAACAACCACAGCAACAACAACAGGGGAAUUCCUCUGAGAUUGCAGACCCCAACAGUAGUGCUGGGAAUGGAGGAGGGAUGCAACAACACCAGGGAAUGGAUGAGGAAGAGAUAAUGUCAGAGAUGGAAUGGAUGGGAGAACAGCACCAGAUGGAAUGGAACGACACCAUGAAUUUGGUCACAUCAGCUUGGUGGUUCAAGUUCUUCAAGACUGCAGGGGAAAUUGGGCCGAAAUACAAAGGCGACUGCGACGUCGACAACGAUGACAAGGAGGACGAUCCGUUCGAUCAGGCCGUGGUUGAAUUCCCGGACUGGUUGAACACUGCAAAUGAUCAGAGUUGCUUCCACCACUGCUUGGAUGAAUCCUCCCAAGAUCCUGCCUUGCCUUGCAUGGACAUUGGGGAGAUUGAAGGCAUGGAUGAGGAAUGGCUUCCCUGAUGAUAGAAUCUUGGCGUUUGGGCCCCCCCUUUUUGAAACUCUUUUUUUUUUUUUUUCCUUUCCAGUUUGUCAUGAAAUCCUUGUUCUUCUCAAUAAGGCUUGCAAGAUGGUGAAAAUUCACAGGCCAUGCAGAAGGGAAAAUAAGGUAAGGAACCAAUGAGUCCUCCUUUCACUGCCAUUUAGUUUAUGAACUACUACAAGAAAAUCCGUGCGAUCGAUGCACGGAGAUUCGAGAUUUAAUCAGAAUGAGAUGAGGUACUUGUGACUAAAUGCGGAAUUGAUUUUAUUUGGUUUUAGUAAAUAACGUAUGUAGCAAAGUACAUAAAAUGUAAGACGCGCAAAGUUUUACU
Rhododendron vialii is the source of this 1735-nucleotide messenger RNA. RefSeq lists its product as uncharacterized. Bases 114 to 1385 code for a protein of 423 amino acids. NCBI's taxonomy places the organism in Eukaryota, Viridiplantae, Streptophyta, Magnoliopsida, Ericales, Ericaceae. The record is from RefSeq and is a predicted model, not a curated record. The transcript has 4 exons.